This is a messenger RNA of Hyalella azteca, 857 nucleotides long. RefSeq lists its product as uncharacterized. The record is from RefSeq and is a predicted model, not a curated record. The coding region runs from base 156 to 596 and encodes 146 amino acids. The transcript is spliced from 6 exons. NCBI's taxonomy places the organism in Eukaryota, Metazoa, Arthropoda, Malacostraca, Amphipoda, Hyalellidae.
AUUCUGCCACACUUGCUGCUGGUCUACUUCUUAGUGUGCAUAAAAGUAAUCCGGUUGCCUGACGCUGACAUUGUAACGAACGGUUAUAAGAACUGGAGUCAUAUUGUUGAGAGUUCUCUGUUGUGUUUUUUGUGUUAUAUACCAGACACUCCACCAUGUUGCUGAGAACAGUCUUAUUGGUCGCCGCCACGCUUGUGGUGAUGGUGCAUGGAAAGUUCCGCGUUACACCUUACCCCACCGAGUCGUGUAAGCACUUCGUCCCGGACCCCGAGUUCAACAAGGAGAUCGCCGCGUCCAUGGCCGCAAGCUGCAUGAAAAGGCCGAAGGUGGCGGCCGCGCUCAGUUCCUAUGACGGUCCUGAAGAAGAUAGGUACGCCGAAAUCUUACUGACAUGUUUUGCCGCCAAAUCUCACCUGAUCAUCAGCACGGGUCUGAUGGUGGACUACUUCAUGGAGAGCGUGAGGCUGGGCGUGCAGGGAACCCGCAUGGAGAGCUCCGUCGUCGCCGCCCUCAGCGUCUGUGAACCUACCCUUCUGCAGGGCAAACUGAUUGUGCCCUUCAUGCGCUGCAUUCAAGAAAAAUGUGUUGAGGAGUGAGAAGAAUUAGAGCAAAUUACGAAUACGAAGCCCGGAAACAAGAUCAGGAAAAUAUAAUAAUAAUUAGCGUAAUAUAAUUCCAAAAAAUAAUUUAUCGUAAACAAAGAUUCGUAGCAAGUGUACUCCGAUCUCGUUAAAUUAUUUGUCACUAUUUCCAUUUUGCAGUAGCGGAAGAGCUUCAUAACACCAGAAAUAUAUCGCUGUACCAAUAUGAUCGGUUAAUUCUUAAGUCUAAAUUUCAAGAAAAAAAUGUUAAAUAAC